Messenger RNA from Phaeodactylum tricornutum CCAP 1055/1, 2496 nucleotides. RefSeq lists its product with no specific name. Lineage: Eukaryota; Bacillariophyta; Bacillariophyceae; Surirellales; Neidiaceae. Gene Ontology annotation, molecular function: flavin adenine dinucleotide binding; FMN binding; oxidoreductase activity. Bases 1 to 2328 code for a protein of 775 amino acids. The record is from RefSeq and is a predicted model, not a curated record. Gene Ontology annotation, cellular component: cytosol. The transcript has 3 exons.
AUGCUACUGAAAAAGACCACAAACCCACCAAUGCCUGCUGAACAGUCUUUGGCGUGUCACAAAUUUGUGACGCGUUUGCUACAUGAUUCGACUGAUUCGACUGUUAACGGAACUGGUGAAGCAAAUUUUUCAGUUGACAAACGUCGAGAUCUGUUACGGUCUGCGAAACAUCACGAUGUUGCUUCCUUUGUAACAAGGAGCCGCGUCUGUCACCUGUUGUUUGCCACUCAAUCUGGCCGAGCGAAGGCUUGUGCUCGCCGAAGCGCUCGUAUCAUUUCCGAAACCGUUCCAAGUCUGACCCUCUUGCAGAAUCGCGUCGGAGCUACAUUUGACGACGAGAUCAAGGGUGAUUUGCAAACGUUCGUUAAAAGGACCAAACAAAGCAACGCAUUCUUGUUAUUGUUUGUUAGCACGACCGGGGAUGGAGAACAUACUGAUACCAUAAGACAAACCUGGCAGCAAUUCUUAGGAGAUCGAGCGUACGGUCCUCAAUAUUGUGCUGCAGGGCGGAAGCUGGCGGUCCGUUUGAUGCAGCUUGGUGCGACUACAUUUUGCCAGCCGGGAUACGGAGAUGAUGGCACAGCAAACGGUGGUGUGAUUGCUGAUCUAGAUGUAUGGAUUGAUAGCAUAUUGUUGCCCGCAAUCAAAGCUCUAGGGUUGCCAAAUGAAGGUCCCCGCAGAUCGCCAUCCUUCAUCUCUCCAGGAUCAAGACGAGCGGCAUACAGUGUAAUUGUAUCGGACGAGCGUCGUAAGGGACCUUUACUCGACGAGUGGAUGGAACCAGGGUUUAGCCAUGCAUACAGCGCGUUCUUCUCGCAUUUGAGGCCGCUAACGGCGUAUAGCUAUAAUGGCUCUUUACAUCGGGUCGAGACGACUGGGUGUGUUAGCCGGAUCUCCGAGGAACCCUUGCUAACACGUGUCGAGGACAACAUUCGUUUAACAAGAAGUGAAUGGGAACAGGAGACACGGCACAUUCGCUUAGUCGCAGCUAGAAAAGCGACGCAGCCCGAAACUAUUGCCUACCAAUGGAAGCGAAAUUCGCUACCCUACCAAGCAGGUGAUGUCGCUUCGGUAAUACCAUCCAACGAUCCAGAAGAAGUGUUGAAAUUCCUUCGUGCGCUUCCCCCACAAAUUCACGAAAAUAGUGAUUGUAUUUUGACCAUUACCCCCAAAAUGCUGAACACAGCUGAGUUUUUGGGAGUGUGCUGCCCUUUCUGGCCUAAACGUUGUACCCUAUAUGGUUGGCUGAUCUUUUGUGCGGACAUUCAUGCUCUACCCGAACGCGAAGACUUGAGGGCGCUAAGUGAGUUUUGCUCCUUGGAACACGAGUUUGGGAAAGAUCAGCGGGCCAAACUAAUCUCGCUGAGCGAUUUGUCGGGUGCAGCGCUCUACGGUGACUAUGUUUUGAGAGAAAAGCGUAGCUGGGCCGAUAUCCUACACGACUUUGACUCCCUCCGCGCACCAGGCUCGCAAUUGACAGUCGAGGUGGUGCUAGGUCUAUUGUCACCAAUACAAUGUCGGGAAUUUAGUAUCGCCAGCUCACCAUCGUAUGAAAUGAUGAAGAUGACUUGUGAAGCUUCCGACAAACCGAAUGCGAAUGGCUUCGCUAUAGAGCUGUGUGUAGCUAAGGUAGAGGGAACUACACCCCUCGGGAGAGCCUAUCAUGGCCUCUGUUCUAGCUAUCUUUCACGUCUUAAUGAUCGGAGAGGGGAAUCACCAUCAGAAGUUCGAAUGUGGAUACGUCCAGGGACGUUUUCGGGUUUGCCUUUAGAACUUUCUAGCGAAUCGCAGUCAAACAAACGUCUGGACGUACCGACACUUUUUAUUGGAGCCGGUACUGGUAUUGCCCCGCUGCGAGGGCUGAUUUAUGAACGGGAAGCGAUGUUUAAUCUCGUGAACGGGCUGGAAAAUGGAAGUAUGAGUAACGACAUCAACAACAUUGAUGAGAAUGGUCUACAGUGUGACAAUGUUUUGUGUUUCGGAUGCAGGAAGAAAGACUCCGACUUCUACUACGAGCACGAGUGGCAAAAACUCUCCCAAACCGGUCGUCUAGGCAUGUUGACAGCUUUCAGUCGCGAUCAGUGGCACAAGAUUUACGUGCAACAAGUCUUGGAAAAGGCCGACGCGGAGGAAACGUUCUUGACCAAUCAUUUACUGCAUCGCAAUGGGGCAAUCUACAUCGCAGGUGGGCCGAACAUGGCACGCAGGGUCAAGCAGUUAAUUGUGGAAUCUCUUGCUAGAGCCUGUGGAGAUGAUCAGAAAGCAGCUCUGAGAAUACUAAAUCAAAUUCAGCUGGCAGGGCGUUUUAGCAUCGAAGCGUGGAGCUAAGUAAGGAAAAUCAUUGUGCAUCAGACCAAUGAUUGAAAGUCUCAAUGGAGAUGACUGCAGUUUUGUGUAUAGACUUUUGCAGCUACUUUGCUGUACCCCAUUCUUUCCUUGUCGACGACAACCUAACUCAUAGACAAAAGAAAAUAAAUAAGAAUAAGAUUGUGAUAU